This is a messenger RNA of Pteropus alecto (black flying fox), 3982 nucleotides long. RefSeq names its product uronyl 2-sulfotransferase (gene UST). The transcript is spliced from 8 exons. The coding region runs from base 221 to 1441 and encodes 406 amino acids. Gene Ontology annotation, cellular component: membrane. Gene Ontology annotation, molecular function: sulfotransferase activity. The record is from RefSeq and is a predicted model, not a curated record. NCBI's taxonomy places the organism in Eukaryota, Metazoa, Chordata, Mammalia, Chiroptera, Pteropodidae.
GCCGGGGCCGGGCCCCCCGGCCGCUCGGGCCGCGGCGGCGGGGACCAUGCCGAGGAAAGUCUCCUGAGCCCGGCAACUUCGGCCCCUCCCCGCCCCCACCCGGGCUGCCCUCCGCGCGGCCCUGCCCAUGUGCAGUCGGCCCGCCGGGCUCUCCUCUUCGCAGGCGGAUGGGUGACCUUUUCCUGGCACGGGCAGGCUGUGUGAGGCGGCGGUGCAGGCGAUGAAGAAGAAGCAGCAGCAUCCCGGCGGCGCCGCGGAUCCCUGGCCCCAUGGGGCCCCUCUGGGGGGCGCCCCUCCCGGCCUGGGCAGCUGGAAGCGCCGGGUCUCCCUGCUGCCUUUCCUGCGCUUCUCCCUCCGGGACUACGGUUUCUGCAUGGCCACCCUGCUGGUCUUCUGCCUGGGCUCCCUCUUCUAUCAGCUCAGCGGGGGACCCCCUCGUUUCCUGCUCGACCUGCGGCAGUAUUUGGGAAAUUCUACUUACUUGGAUGACCAUGGGCCACCUCCCAGUAAGGUGCUACCUUUCCCGAGCCAGGUGGUAUACAACAGAGUAGGCAAGUGUGGGAGUCGUACUGUGGUCUUGCUUCUGAGAAUCUUGUCGGAGAGACACGGAUUUAAUUUGGUCACGUCAGACAUUCACAACAAAACCAGGCUUACUAAAAAUGAACAAAUGGAACUGAUUAAAAAUAUAAGUACUGCCGAACAGCCCUAUUUAUUUACGCGACACGUUCAUUUUCUCAACUUCUCGAGGUUCGGAGGAGACCAGCCUGUCUAUAUCAACAUCAUUAGAGACCCCGUCAACCGGUUUUUAUCUAACUACUUUUUCCGUCGCUUCGGAGACUGGAGAGGGGAACAGAAUCACAUGAUCCGCACCCCCAGCAUGAGGCAGGAGGAGCGCUACCUGGAUAUCAAUGAGUGUAUUCUUGAAAACUAUCCCGAGUGUUCCAACCCCAGGCUAUUUUACAUCAUUCCGUAUUUUUGUGGACAGCAUCCCAGAUGCAGGGAGCCUGGUGAGUGGGCCCUCGAGAGAGCGAAACUGAACGUGAAUGAAAACUUCCUGCUCGUGGGGAUUCUCGAAGAGUUGGAAGAUGUGCUGCUUUUACUGGAAAGAUUUUUACCUCAUUACUUCAAGGGUGUGCUCAGUAUCUACAAAGACCCAGAGCAUAGAAAACUUGGAAACAUGACUGUGACCGUGAGGAAGACCGUCCCCUCCCCCGAGGCCGUGCAGAUUCUCUACCAGCGAAUGAGAUACGAGUACGAUUUCUACCACUACGUCAAGGAGCAGUUCCACCUGCUGAAGCGCAAGUUCGGACUGAAGUCUCGCAUCAGCAAGACCUCGCUGAGACCCCAGUUCUUCAUUCCCACGCCACUGGAAACAGAGGAGCCCAUCGAUGAUGAUGAACAGGAUGACGAGAAGUGGCUCGAAGAUAUUUAUAAGAGGUGAUGCCAGCACGGCGUUGACUCCGAUGGCUUUAUCUCCCUUUUCCAGAAAGUUUUUUGUUUGGGGAAGAAAAAUCCUGAAGGGACUAAAUUAAUGCUCGGCUGCAUUAAAAAGAACAAAACAUUCCCACAGGUUGGGGUCGUUGGGAAAUGCCCGGUUUUGCGGGUUUUAUUUGUUUAAUUUUAUUCUGUGUUUUCCUGGUUCCUUGGGUCCUUCCUAGGUACACUAGAUGACUCCAUCACAAGGCAUCUCAUCAUAAAAGAGCUGUUUUCUCCCAGUAUAAUGAGAGAAGGUGGGGAGAAAUAUAGCCUGUGGGCCAAUAAGUUAUCAUUUGUAAAAUGACUUGUAAAAAUAUUACCUCAGUGGUAGGAAACAUCCAGACUCGUAUAUUUCAGUAGAAAUACAAAACCACUUCAGACACCAAGGUAUCUACUCCAGAAGGAUCUAAGAGGAGAAGGUAAGCAGAUAAGGACAUCAAAAGGGAGGAUGUCCCAGGACAAGUGGUUUCUACCCACUUGGGUAGAAGUCUGCCUCUGGUCCAUCUCAGGGGACACUUUCACCAAGAGCAGCAUACUUAUUAUCUCUGAAAGAGCAAGUCAGCUUGUGCCACACCCCAACCAGUCCAGAGCCCUAUCUUUCAAGGUCAAAGUGCAUGGAGAGCUCCAUCGAGACAUUCCAAAUACCAUUCUGACAGAUUUCAAAGUCACGUGGCAGGAAAAAGAAUUUGUUUGCUGUGUAAGGAAGAGCUUGCCGAUCAGCUCCGGAGGUCACGUGGCAUAGGAAAAUGGCAUGGUCAUGUCCUUUGCACCCCAUAUGAAACACUUCUUUCCCCAGCAUUGCUUUAACUGAUAACCCAAUUUGGCUCUGACUUUGACCUAUGGCAGAAGUUCUAAUCCUGACCACAGACAAUGCAUAAUCCAUCAGGCACAUCCCUGGCCAGUUGGGUCCCAUAGUACCUAGUAUGUUUCACCUUCUAGUCCCUUAAGGCGUACCUGUUUUUGGUGAGAAGAGGUACUGAGUUCUGUGCAGGCAGCAGUGAAACUAUAGUCCCUUUUCUUAUGGAAGUGGCUCACUCCUGAGAACCCUUUCUAGGACAUCAAGAAGAGAAGCAAGAGCAUCUGGGUAAGAGAUUGCUUGACCAGCUCUAUGAUUGGUGUCUGCCUUCCAAGUGAUCUGAGUAGAUGUUGGUCAGUGUCAUAUCUCCAAAAUAUUCCCUCUCCAUUCCAUUCCCAUCACCUGCCAUCUAUCCAUGAUGCCUUGGUUCAAUCAUUAGAAACCUGUUGCUUUGGAUUCUGAAAUGUUUUCAUCUUUAACCGCCCCUCCUCCUCCAAAAAUACAUAUACUCUUGAGUGGAUAAUGUACAGCCAACUGAGAAGCAUAGGCGCAGGUGGUGGUGGCCGGCAGGAUACAUGCAACAAAUUUCGUCUCCUUCAUGUGCAUUUCAGAGCACUGUCAAAGUGUGAGUUGGGAAUACUUAAUAGUAAAUAAGACUCUAACUUUACGCGAGCUACACACCUUCUACUUUUCAGAAACCAACAAGUCUCUAGAAUGUUUUUCUUCAUUCACUAAAAUUGGACAGUAGCCAAGAUAUAAAGCGAGUCAUUUGGAACCUGUCAAGUGUGCAUUAAGCUACUUUAUCAUGAGAUGUAUUAAGAAGCUUCCAUCCCGCAGGAGUCCAAUGAAGGCUGGGACCACAGAGGCACAAAGUCCAGCAUUUGGCCACUUGUUAGCCUCCUUUCUGCUUCGGAAAACUAGGGCAAGGAAAUAAUUAAGGGAAAUAUUCUUAGGAGAGGAAAUAUCUUUUGUUCUGUUCAGAGACAGGGCCCUACUAUUAGACACGCUUUAAAAAGCAACCCAGAAAAUAGCUAUCAUAUUCAAAAUAAAGACAAGAACUGCCGUCUGGUACAUUGUAAGCCAUUUCUAUGAAAUUGCAUAUAAAGAAUGAUAAUUAGUUUACACACUGUGCAAUCUCACUAUCUGGAAAUAAAGUUGGGCUGGCUAAGAGUUCUCUGCAAUUGUCGGAACACCCAGACAAUUGGUCAUUUUAAAAAAUGUAUCUCUUAGUGCAGGUUCACAUGAGCACUUCUACCUGUGUGUUCAAAGGCAUUUUUGUCAGUAGUGAUCAUUAUAACAUCACAACAAAAGAUGCUGACUGAUUGACUUGCAGGUUCUUCAUGUUAUUUUGUCCUAAUAAACAGCCUCUAGGUCCUGAAAGUCAAAGCACUUCAUCAGUAUAUUCGGCGCACAUGACAACAUUUCUUUGGCCCUGAGCCCGACACAGUUUGUAGUUCAUGAAAUAUAUUGUACAUUUUACAUAGUUUAAUUUAAAAAAAAAAUACAUUUUAAGCUGGUUGAUCUUUGACUGCCUUAUUUAUUAUAACCUUUCAGCACAUUCCAAGGUUUUAGUUACUCAGGAAGGAGUUAAUUAAAAUGAUUUUAUUUUGGUCUGAUGGAUGUUUUUUAAAAGGAAAAUUAUUAUUAUGAACCUUCAGCCUACUUUCCUUGAGUGCCGUAAAAGUGCUUGUAAAUCUUUUUUUUUUUUUU